Schistosoma haematobium is the source of this 558-nucleotide messenger RNA. RefSeq lists its product as uncharacterized. Gene Ontology annotation, cellular component: membrane. NCBI's taxonomy places the organism in Eukaryota, Metazoa, Platyhelminthes, Trematoda, Strigeidida, Schistosomatidae. The transcript has a single exon. Bases 1 to 558 code for a protein of 185 amino acids. The record is from RefSeq and is a predicted model, not a curated record.
AUGGUUUCUAUGGUUUUGAUUUUAUAUAUCCCUACACCACUUCUUCGUCGAUAUACUGAUAAUCGUUGUGUAAUGGAUUUUUCUGUUCCAUGGAUGGAUACAAAUGCAUUUGUUGAGUAUUUUGUAUAUUCCUGGGUUAUAUUUGCUUAUUGUGUACCCGUUCUAGUCAUGCUCAUCAGUCAUGCUUGGGUAAUACAUACUUUAAGAGGACAUAACUCAUCUCGUCAUUUUUUAUCACGUGAUAUGCAGUCUAAUUUACAAAUUAAACGUAGAAUAAGUCAACUUGUAAUCACAACGUCAAUUAUGUCUAUUCAGCAAACUGUUUUACACUUUUUUGAAUGUAUAGGUCAAAUAUUGGAAGUAACCGGAAUUUUUCGAUAUAGCUUUAACAGUCCAAUUGAACAAAUGAGUACAUUACUCAUAUUAUUGGGAUAUAUGUCAAAUCCAUGUAUUCUUGUUUUUAGUACAGCUGUAUUAAGAAGACGUUUGUCGUUAUUACUCAAAAGCCUAACAGAAAAAAUAACCAACAUUACAAUAAUCAAGCUACACUCAAAUUGA